AUGAUUGAUCCUCAAUUGAUGGAAAAGUGGAAAACAGAGCUUUUCUAAGAUCAAGCACUCAACAAACUCUUUGAUUAACACUUAACAUUGGAGGAGUUUGUCCUAUUAAUCCUCAAGAAUUGUAUUAUCUUAAUUCCAUUAAAAUAGAUAACAUGGUUUAAUUGGGAGACAUAUUUUAGAAGUUGACUUCGAUUAAUCAAUCUAUUUCUAUGUAGUUGGAUCACUACAUUAAAAACAAUUACGAAUUGUUAAUAGAAGAUCUUAAGGAUGUAAUAUAGACAAAUAUUGCUAGAAAUCUUAACAAUGUGACAAUGAUGUCAUUAUUGAAGCUUUGUAGAAGAUUAAAUUUAUACAGUAAAGACUCCAAGACAAUUAUGUUACUAAAUACAAUAAAAUUAUAAAACUAUUGCCAAUCAAGUAAAAUAGCGAAUUAGCUUUGCAAAUGUGUAAACAACUACAAAAGUUUAGUGUGCAAUUAAAAUUGCUGAGAUCCUUAGCUCAAUAAUAAAAUAAUAGUAUCAACAUAACAGAUGCUCAGAGAGUGGCUAAUGCUUUAUUUGAAAUAGAUAGAUUGCCUAUUAAACAAUUUCAAUUUUACAAGAACAACCAGACUUACAUUAAAUAGGUUGAAGAAACCUUAUAGAUUAAAGUAACUAGAAAGUUUGAGGAUUCACUCUCAGCAAAGAGUGUGCCAGAUUUAACACAAUGUUUGGGAAUAUUUUAUAGUCUUGGUAGAUUAUCUGAAAUACUUGAACUCAAAUGUAAUUAAGUAUUAAAAUAAAUAAGUGAACAAUAUAAGAUAUUAUUCUCAAAUUCUAAAUCCUUUUUACCUGACUAUAGAAAUCAAAUAAAAAAUGAAUUAAAUUAGAUGAUUCUAAUUUGGUUAAUCUAUCAAGCUAUGAAUUAAAGUAAUAUAAUAUCUCUAUUUCAGCUGAUCAAUAUCACUUAAUCACAUACUAAGAGGAACUCAAAGAUUAAUUCCCACACUUAUUUUUGAUGGUAUGGAAAAAAUAUACAGAUGUCAUCCAACAGUCAAUCCAAAUUAUUAUCGAUAACAAGUAGAAGUAUGAGUCUACUUACAACAAUUUGGUCCAUUUUUAUCCCAUCAUCAAAGAUAUCUACUAUGACUAAUUAAUUAUGUUUAGUGAACAAAUAGUAAGCAUUCAUAUCAAUCUAUUUAGCUUAUCUUUCCCUCAUCAAUACUAUUAAGUCUUAAUUAAAAUGAAAUCUAGGGACAAUUGAUGUCUUCCUUGAAUGUUUUGAGACCUUUGCAUCAAAUGCAAUUCAUACUGUUGUUGAAGGAACAAAUCACAAAUCUUGCUAAUGAUGUAUAUGUUUAGGAGAAAGGACAGCCCUAUGUUGAGAAAGUAAACUUAUCAUUUUAUAUUCAGGCUUUGAAUGCUUUGACUUCAUUCAUUGACUUUGUUAAAUUAGAAUUUGAGUAGAUUAAAUAUGAUGGACAAUCAUUUAAAUUUAUGACUUAAAAGUUACUUCAUGAAUACAAUUCUUUGAUUGAAUCUUUCCAAGGAAUGACUUAUACCAAUGAAUGUUUAGCUGUCUUAUCUGUUUCAAUGCCCUACUUCUGGAAAUAACUUUUAGAUCAUCCCUUAAAUCAUGAACUUGAAAUGUCAGAAUUAUUGGUUAAAAAAGAAGGACUUAAGUAAAUAGAUUCAAAUUUAUAAAUCUUAUUUGAUUAAUAUUUACAAAGACGCAAAAUUACAUAAGAUUUGAUUAAUGCCUUAUUAAAAAAUUGA
Messenger RNA from Paramecium octaurelia, 1754 nucleotides. Lineage: Eukaryota; Ciliophora; Oligohymenophorea; Peniculida; Parameciidae. The record is from the annotation of a GenBank genome assembly.